Rubroshorea leprosula is the source of this 1964-nucleotide messenger RNA. NCBI's taxonomy places the organism in Eukaryota, Viridiplantae, Streptophyta, Magnoliopsida, Malvales, Dipterocarpaceae. The record is from the annotation of a GenBank genome assembly.
CAUCGCAUGCUAAGUAUUCACCCCCCUCACCCUCAAAACUUCUAAAUCUCUUCACCUUGAAAGAUUCUCCGAUGGAAGAGCAGUCCGUCGUCGCCGCCGCCGAAUCGGAGGAAAUCAUCUCCGACUCGUUUACUUGUUGCGUUUGUUUGUAAUUUCUCAAUCUUUUAUCACCAAAUAAAUAUAUAAAUGUUUGUUAGCAUCGCUAUAACUAAAAUUGCUCUCUCCGAUCGCCAAUUCAAUGUCUUAUACUUAUAGUCCCGCCGUUGUUGCAAGAUAAUGGAUACUAAACAGUUUUUUAUUUGCUGAUACUUUUAGUAAUACCAUUGGAAGUAAUUCAUAAUCUCUUUGUUUAUGAUUCUGUUCAGUUUUUUGGAGUAGAAAGUAUACUUUUUUUUUUCUUUGUACUAUGAGCAUUCAGACCUUUGCCCCCGCUAGUCCCACCGUGAAUUUUUCUGUACUGAUGUUGUUAAAAUCCCCAUGUUGUUGCUGUUGUGUAUUCCAGAGGAAGAAAAGAAAAUAGACAUCUUCUCACCACAAUUUGAUGGUCUUGGAUGUGAAUCACAUGUGGAAAGAGAAUUUUAUCAGCUGGGAGGUCCUACAAACUCCUCGACUAUAGAUUUUGAGUCCAACUCAUGUGUGGAUAAAGGGUCCAACAGUGAUGGAAUUUCUAUAAAUGUCAGACAGACAGAAUCUCACAGUGAUGCUGCAAUUGUUAGGAAAGAAACCUCCUAUAGAAAUUCUAACGGGACAAAAUCUCUUGCUUGUGAAGAAAAAGAGGAGGUUUUGGUUGCUGAUUUGCUGUGUGCUGCAUGCAAGCAACUGCUCUACUGCCCUGUUGUUCUUAAUUGUGGCCAUGUUUAUUGUGAAGCCUGUAUUAUCAACCCUGCUGUGGAGACGCUUAAGUGCCAAGCUUGUCAAAGUUCACAUCCAAGGGGUACUCCAAAAGUAUGUUUGAAGCUUGAUCACUUUUUAAAGGAAAAGUUUCCAAAAGAAUAUGAGUUGAGAAGAGAUGUUGUUCAGCAGAAGCAAGUUCUUUUAAAGAAUGAGAGCACAACCACCUGUUCCCCAGAAGCUAGUAACCAAGAUAUAUUCUCCUCCUCUAUGCCCUCUGGUGAUCUCCCUUUCACUAACAUUCAUGCUGGAGUUGGUUGUGAUUCUUGUGGGAUGUGUCCAAUAGUUGGAGAUAGAUUCAGAUGCAUAGACUGUGUGGAGAGGAUAGGCUUUGACCUCUGCGGAGAUUGCCAUAAAAGUGGACCUAAGCUUCCUGGCCGGUUCAACCAGCAACAUACCCCAGAACACAGAUUUGAGCUUGUGAAGCGUGACAUUUUCUCUCCCCGCAAUGUGAGGAUCAGACUGGUAACCAGGGGGCGACAGGAUGAUCUUGUCAUCCCUGAGGCUGAUUUAGUUGGUUUAGAAGAUGGAGUUUGGAUUUUCACUUCAAACGGUGAUUCUGAGGGCAACACCAGCAGUGAUGUAGCUGCUUCUGUUACUCAACUGGAUGAUGAUACUGAGGAUCAAAACGAUACUCAGGCAACUAAUUGAAUGUAGAAGUCCUCCAAACCCCAUUUGCCAGUCCCUGAGGCAUAGAGAAAUGGGCUGUGUUACGAAAGGUACUGUUCUCACUCCAAUCUGCAGCAUGGAUCCUUCCUUUACACCAAUGAAGGUGUUUAUGAUCGUUGUAGUUUUUGCAUGAAUCUUUGCCCUUGAGGUAUGAUAGUCGAGCACCCCAGGCAUUUCGGAACUUGUCUUCAUAGGCUAACCAUGUCAGGCGACAAACUCUUAGGAGCCUGGGACCAUCAUAUAUCAGCCUUCGUGUUGUUCAAUGCAAAAUUUACAGCUUUUCCUGAGUACUAAAUGUUGUUGAUUGAUUUGUAAGUGAUAACCUGGUAUUCCGUGCCAUUUUGAUUUGAACUUGUGAUCUAGACAAUAGUACAAAACUUUCAGUCUGCCUUGUAUUUUUUUUU